AUGAAAAUGGAUGUGGAGAAGGGUCGCCGUCGCUCCAAGGGUAUGAGCACCUUGGAGAAGUGUCUUAUUUUUCUCUUUUUGGCCAUGACCGGCACCUGCAUCGGUCUGGUGGUCGUCUACGUCAUUGACAAAGGUGACUCUUCUACGCACACAGAAGGUCCAGACUCGGGUUGUAACGGUCCUCAGGAGCUGUCUGGAGAGUCAGGCACUUUCACCAGCUCUAACUAUCCCAACAGCUACGACAAUGGCCAGAGCUGCACCUGGCACAUCACUGUGGACCCAGAUAAGGUGAUCCAGCUGUGGUUCGAGGAGUUUGCUUUGGAGGAUACUCAGCUCUGCACAGAAGACCUCGUCACCUUGAGAGACUCGCUGGGAACCAUUGGUAAAUACUGCGGCUACACCAAACCAAACCCAGUGGUGACACUUACAAAUCACCUCUCGGUGUACUUUGACACCAAUGACAGAAAAACAGACCAAGGAUUCAAGGCUCAUUACAAAGCUGUGGAUCCAAAGCUCGCACCAGAAAUAGCCGGGGCCGGUGGCUUUCUCCAAGGUGACCGAGGGGAUCUGAUGACCCCCAGCUUCCCAGAGCAGAACUACAUAAAUGGAGCACUGUACCAGUGGAAGAUCACUGUGCCUGAAGGAGAGAGGGUCCGUCUGACAUUUACCUCCUUUGACCUGGUUCCUGAAGUCUGUGGGGAUUUUAUCCAGGUCUAUGAUGGUGACAAGGCCGGAUCAUCUUCCAUAGGUAAAUUCUGUGGAGGGUUGAUGCCAAAUCCAGUGGAGUCCAGCAGCAACACAAUGGUGGUCCGUUUCAAAUCAGACAACACUCUGACGUCCAAAGGAUUCAAAGCUACGUACACCAAGUCCAGCCUUCCACCUGUCGUUGUUCCCACAACCACGCCCAAACCCACAACGACAGCUAAACCCACGACCACAAACAAACCCAUGACCACACAACCUGUCCCUGCAACUACACCCAACAUUGGAACAACACCAAGACCCUCCAUCUCAACCACUCCACCGCCAACGACUGCUGAUGAUGGGUCAGUGAUUCUGCAGGGCCGUAAAGGCGAGAUCCAGUCCUUGGGUUACCCAAAUCCGUAUCCUGCUCAUCUCAAGAGCUCCUGGAAGAUAAAAGUGGCCAAAGGCUUCCUAGUGAAACUGGAGAUCACCGACCUGGCCAUCACAGGAGAGACUGGACAGUGUAAAGAGGACAAACUGAUUGUCUCAGAUGAUUACAGCACACUGGGCACACACUGUGGCUACAUCCUCCCUCCUGUGGUGGUCAGCGCCAGUGACACAUUAUCUGUCACCUUCCAGUCCGACAGUCGCCUCACAGACCGAGGCUUCUCUGCCAAGUGGGAGGCUGUGUAUCCAGAGGAUAUCACAGAGAUCCAGGGUUGUGGCUUUUCCUCCAGUGAAGACACCGGAGUUAUCAAGUCCCUGAACUGGCCCAUGAACUACAAGGCUAACACUGAGUGCAUGUGGAACAUCGCUGUGCCUGAGGGAAAGAAUAUCAAUUUAACAUUCACCCACUUUGACCUGGAAGCUAAAGACUUCCUGACCUCCAAAUGCUAUGAUAACAUCGUGGUGUACGACAUCAACGGUGCGACUAAUGAGGAGAUCCAAAAGCACGGUCCAUUCUGUGGGACUACACUGCCAUCUCCCAUCCAGACAAAAGGCAACAGGCUGGUUAUUCGUUUCCACACUGACUUGUUCACCGAGGCCAAAGGCUUCAGGGCCUACUGGACAACCGACUCCAGUCUGCCUGCUCCCACAGAGCCGCCCGUUCAGCCAAACCCAUGGGACGACAUCCCAAUAGACUGGCCCAGUACAUGUGGCAAACCAGCGAAUCCCCCUGAUGUUAUGUCACGCAUUGUGAAUGGAGAGCGAGCCAAGCCACACUCCUGGCCCUGGCAAGUGUCCAUGCAGGUCUGGCCUGACAGUCGGCCAGAGCCCACAUUUUUCCACACCUGUGGCGGCACUCUCAUUCAUAAGAACUGGGUCCUCACAGCAGCCCACUGCUUUAUAAGAUAUGCUGAUGAGCUGCAGCGUUGGCGCAUGUGCCUGGGCAAACACAAUCUGACCCACACAGAGCCGAGUGAACAAUGCUUCAACGUGACUGGCAUCUAUCGCCAUGAGGGCUUCAAGUAUCCCACGGUGCCCACAGUGGAGUUUGACAUCGCUCUGGUCAGGCUGGACGGAGACGUGACACCCAGUGAUGAGAUCUCCUACGCCUGCCUGCCCUCAGAAGAGGAGAUCCUGCCAGGGGGCAAGAAGUGCUAUGCCACCGGCUGGGGAGAUGAGACUGGUGAUUCAAUGAAUGCUAAAGUGGCAGACGCCUUGAACCAGGUGGCCCUGCCUGUUGUACCGUAUGACACAUGCAAAAGGAUGGAUUACUGGUGGUUCCAGGUCAAGACCUCCAUGAUCUGCUGUGGUUAUACUCUGCCCGAUGAGCUCAAGUCUGUCUGUCAGGGAGAUUCUGGUGGACCUCUGGUGUGCCAGGAUGCUCCUGAUGGUCCCUGGGAAGUUCAUGGCAUAACCAGCUUUGGCCCCAUUGGAUGCAUCAUGGAUAAAAAGCCCUCCGUGUUCACCCGCUCCUCUGCUUAUCUUCCCUGGAUCCAAAACGUCAUCCGCAGAGACAUCUACAACGAGCACACAUCUGGCUGCGGAGGGCCAAAGGACCUGACUGGCACAGGAGGCACACUGUCCUCUAUGGGUUACCCGAGCGGCUACAGCAACAAGGCCAGCUGUCAGUGGAACAUCCAGGUGCCCGACGGCAAACUGGUCCACCUCCAUUUCCACAAUUUCUCCCUGGAGGAGAGUCAGAUGUGCCUGAAUGACAAAGUCAUGCUCAGUGAUGGAGUAGGAAGUUUAGGCACACACUGCAGCCAUGUUCCCCCUAAAGACCUCGUGAGCGAUGGAAACAAACUUCACAUCAGCUUCUCCUCCAAUGACAGGGUGGUGGACAGCGGCUUCCUUGCCAGCUGGAAGGCAAUAGACCCAGCAGAGGCUCCGUGUGGAGGGACAUUCAGCAGUGAUCAGGGGGACAUCAUCUCUCCAAACUGGCCCAAGGACUACCUCUCUGAUAGUGUUUGCACAUGGCGUAUCUCUGUCCCUUCAGCUGAAAGCAUCCAUGUAGCCUUCACUCACUUUGAGGUACAGACUGUGAACAUGUUAGGAAACUGUGUGGACCAUGUAGAGAUCUUCAACGGACAAAGCAUGGAAUCACUGGGUCGAUUCUGUGGCUUUGCUCCUCCACCUGCCAUGCACGUCCCUGGAAACACAGUCAUCAUCCGUUUCAUGAGUAAUGGAGACAAUCAACAGGCAGGCUUUCGUGGUUACUGGACCACUAAUAGCAGUGUUAUCCCAACGUUAACUCCUUCCCCUCCAAACCCUUGGGACAAUAUCACUAUUGACUGGCCAGUAGACUGUGGAAAACCAGAAGUUGAACCAAACACAGCCAACAAGAGGGUGGUUAAUGGUGAAGAGGCUAUCCCCCACUCCUGGCCCUGGCAAGUCUCCAUGCAGGCAUCACCAAUGCCACCCCUAUUUUACAUGCACGGCUGUGGAGGCUCUUUAAUUCAUGAGGAAUGGAUACUUACUGCUGCUCACUGUUUCAUGUUCCCACUGAAUAAACCUUCCUACUGGCGAAUGUGUUUGGGGAAGCACCACAUGAACUCCUCCAUGGACAUUCCCUCAGCAGAGAAAUGCUAUAUGGUCGACGGUAUCAUCCGCCAUGAGGGCUUUGUCUAUGAACAGGAUAGAUCUGACAUCACCAACGACAUAGCCCUGGUACAUCUGGCCGAACCUGUCAAUAUGACGAGGGAGAUCAGCCCCAUCUGUCUGCCUAAACCAGGGGAUGUGAAGCCAGCCGGAGCACCCUGCAUUGUCACUGGCUGGGGAGAUGAGAAAGGUAACCUGUUUCCAAAAGUGUCCGAGAAGCUGAAUCAGGCAACCCUCCCUAUCGUUGACUUCAAGACCUGCAGUAAACCUGCAUACUGGUGGGACGUCCUAAGGCCUUCCAUGAUCUGUGCCGGCUAUGAGUCCCCAGAUGAGCUCAAGUCUGCCUGCCAGGGUGACUCUGGUGGUCCCUUUGCCUGUGUGGGGGCAAGAGCUGAACCAGCCUGGGAGGUGCAUGGCAUUGUCAGCUUCGGACCUCAGGGCUGCAUUAAAGACAAGAAACCUUCAGUGUUUACUCGUGUGUCUGCAUUCAACGACUGGAUCGAUGACAAUAUCAAGAAGUUUAUUUAUGAGAGCGGAAAAACCUACUAA
Messenger RNA from Cheilinus undulatus (humphead wrasse), 4278 nucleotides. RefSeq lists its product as uncharacterized. Gene Ontology annotation, molecular function: serine-type endopeptidase activity. The coding region runs from base 1 to 4278 and encodes 1425 amino acids. The transcript is spliced from 25 exons. Gene Ontology annotation, biological process: proteolysis. The record is from RefSeq and is a predicted model, not a curated record. Lineage: Eukaryota; Metazoa; Chordata; Actinopteri; Labriformes; Labridae.